Zea mays is the source of this 883-nucleotide messenger RNA. RefSeq lists its product as uncharacterized. The record is from RefSeq and is marked predicted. Gene Ontology annotation, biological process: tail-anchored membrane protein insertion into ER membrane. NCBI's taxonomy places the organism in Eukaryota, Viridiplantae, Streptophyta, Magnoliopsida, Poales, Poaceae.
GUGUCGAUCUGUGGAGAGGAGACACGUCACGUUACGAUCCCCAACUUAACGCCGAUCGGAGGCCGGAGAGACCGGCUCAGCCUCGCUCCGCCGCCGCCGGCGACCAUGUCCCUGGCGGCUAUCUUCGUCUUCCUCAUCGUGUCCGCGCUGCAGCUGCUCUACCGCUACCUCGACCUCGCCAGAAAGAGCGGAGGACUUAGUGAUGAGCAGAUCAAAGUGCGGCUUGAAAUCAAGCAACUUCUCAAGGAGGCUGAUCAGUUGUCAACGCCGUCCACAUUUGCACAAGCUGCUAAACUCAAGCGCCUGGCUGCUGCCAAGGAGAAGGAACUGGCAAAAAUGCAGGAACAUGACCUUAAAGGGAAGCAAUCCUUAUACGACAAAUACACAAAAUUUUUGUUGGUUACUAAGGUCAUAAUUUAUGCUGUGCUCGUUCUGUGCUUUUGGAGUACUCCUGUAACUGCAGUUCCACAACAUCUUCUACAGCCCUUCGGAAAAAUGUUUUCCUGGAGAGGUGUUGAUACUGCCACCGGCAAUGUUGUGGUUGGAAUACUCCCGUGGCUGUUUUUGACCUCUCGGGUCAGCAAGAUGCUGUGCCAGAAACUGGGCUUCGUGCUUGUGCGUCCGUAGCGCCUUUCCAUGAGAAAGUCAGCAAGUUGCUGCACCUAAACAAGACUGCUAACUUUGUUCUUCUUCUAUAUCUUUUUAUAAUCAACUGUUUCACUUAUUGUCCACUAUAUACUCUGUCCGUUCUUUUUUAAUUGUCGUGUUUUAGUUUAAAAAUUAGCGGGCGAUAAAUAUUCGAGAACGGACUUGUAGUCAUAUAAAUUUGCUGUGCUAUGUGCUCAAGCGGAUACGUGUAUAAGUUACUAGUAGCCGUGAAUGA